This is a messenger RNA of Salvia miltiorrhiza (redroot sage), 2025 nucleotides long. Its product is annotated as probable carotenoid cleavage dioxygenase 4, chloroplastic. Gene Ontology annotation, biological process: carotene catabolic process. Gene Ontology annotation, cellular component: chloroplast stroma. Bases 125 to 1864 code for a protein of 579 amino acids. The transcript has 2 exons. The record is from RefSeq and is a predicted model, not a curated record. Gene Ontology annotation, molecular function: carotenoid dioxygenase activity. NCBI's taxonomy places the organism in Eukaryota, Viridiplantae, Streptophyta, Magnoliopsida, Lamiales, Lamiaceae.
AGUCCCUUUUAAUUGAUUUCCUAUAUCAUCAUCAAUUAAAUACACGUUGUAGGAAGAAGAAUUGCAGGUUAAAUCGAAUAGGUUCAUAAAAUUUUAGAUACCAUUUCUAAACUUACAAGAUAGUAUGGCAACCUUAAUUCUGUAUUCCUCUUUCAUUCCAAGAAAUGAUGAAAUUAGGAAUAGGAUGAACUCAACCAAGUUUCAUCAUCAUCGUCACCCUAUAAUCAUCACUGCAAAAUCUUCUUCUACCAUUUUUCACCAUCUCACAAAGAAGCUACCAAUUUACCAAAUUCCACAAUUGCCAUUAACAAGCAUCUUCAAAUCAUUAGAUGAUUUCAUCUGCAAUGUCGUCGACUUACCCCUUCCCCCCUUUCUCGACCCUAAACACGUGCUUUCCGGCAACUUUGCUCCGGUGGGGGAGCUUCCCCCCACCACCUGCAACGCGGUGGAGGGCUCCCUCCCCAGCUGUCUCGACGGCGGAGCUUACAUCCGCAACGGCCCGAACCCUCAGUUCAUCCCAAAGGGGCCUUAUCAUGUAUUUGAGGGUGACGGGAUGCUUCACAUGAUCAAAUUCUCUCAUGGCAAACCUACAUUUUGCUGCCGUUAUGUCAACACGCACAAAUACGCAGUUGAACGUGAAAUUGGUUACGCUUUCGUUCCAAGCAUUUUCUCCUCCUUCAAUGGCGGCCUCUUAGCUUCCAUCUCCCGUUUUCUGCUUACUUCGGCUCGGAUUCUGGCCGGUCAAUUUGAUCCGAUCAAUCACGGUCUUGGCCCAGCCAACACGAGUUUAGCCCUAAUUUCCGGCCGCCUCUACGCCCUCUGCGAAUCCGAUCUUCCCUACGCCGUCGAUAUAACGGCGGAUGGAGAUAUAAAAACCCUAGGCCGCCAUGAUUUCGGAGCUUCAACGCCAUUCUCGAGGAUGACGGCGCACCCGAAGAUCGAUAGAGUCACCGGCGAAGUCUUUGCAUUCGAGUACGUCGGCACGCCUCCAUCAUUGAAGCUUUUCCGGAUCGAUUCCAGUGGAAGAAGGCGGAAACACGUGGCGAUAUCGAUGGAGAAAUUCACGGCGAUUCACGACUUCGCGGUGACGGAGAAGUACGCCGUGAUCCCCGACGUGCAGAUCGUGGUGAAUCCGUGGUCGAUUUUGAGGGGGAGGUCGCCGGUGGAGAUUGACCUGGAGAAGGUGGCGAGGGUGGGGAUUAUUCGGAGAUACGCGGAGGAUGAGAAGGAGAUGGUGUGGAUCGAUGCGCCGGGGUUCAACCCUCUGCACUGUGCGAAUGCGUGGGAAGAAGACGGCGGCGACACCGUGUGCAUGGUGGCGUCGAAUGCGUUGGCGGUGGAUCAGCUGUUGGAUAACGUUGACUGCGCGCAGUUGAAGAUGGAGAAGAUUGUGAUAAAUGUGAAGGCCAAGACGGUGCAGAGGCAGACGCUGUCGCCUGAGAUUCUCGACUUUGGAGUCAUCAAUCCUGCUUAUGCUACAAACAAAAAUAGGUAUGUUUAUGCAGGAAUAGUAGGUGAGCUGCGGUUGACCGGGGUGGUGAAGCUAGACCUAUCGCUACUAAACAACGAGGUCGGCGGCGAUUGCACGGUGGCUAGUCGCCGGUAUGGGCCGGGCAGUCACGGCAGCGAGACGUUCUUCGUGGCGAGGGAGCCGAAUAAUCCGGCGGCGGAGGAAGAUGAUGGCUAUUUAGUGGCAUAUUUACACGACGAUAACACUCAAGAAUCAAAGUUCAUAGUAAUGGAUGCUAAGUCGCCUAAUCUUGACAUAAUUGCGGCCGUGAAGCUGCCGCAGCGCAUCCCCACCGGCUUCCACGGCCUCUUUCUGCCGGAGACUGACCUCACUAAACUUAGACGACAAAAGUAGUGUUAAUAAUGUGUGAGUAAAGUGGAUUGAAAAAUGCAACAGAUUAAAACCCUAGUCUAGGCAAUGUAUGAUGAGAUUAAUGAUUGUUAAUUAUGUAUACUUCUUUGUGCAAUGUUUUAUGGUAAAACAUGCUUCAAUACAUGCUCGAUUGCUAUUAUAUA